Anopheles maculipalpis is the source of this 1248-nucleotide messenger RNA. Its product is annotated as quinone oxidoreductase-like protein 2 homolog. Gene Ontology annotation, cellular component: mitochondrion. The record is from RefSeq and is a predicted model, not a curated record. Bases 1 to 1248 code for a protein of 415 amino acids. Lineage: Eukaryota; Metazoa; Arthropoda; Insecta; Diptera; Culicidae. The transcript has 3 exons. Gene Ontology annotation, molecular function: oxidoreductase activity.
AUGUUUCGCACGGUAACACCGAAAAUUGUGCGUGAAAUAUUCGAAUUUUCGUUGCAAAGCAGUAAAUACAGCAAUCAUUAUGUAGCAAGAAAUGCCCACCGGGCUGCCGUACUACGGGAAGCCGGCAAACCGGUCGUGCUGGAAACGGUAAAAAAGACAGAAAAGCUGAAAAACGAUGAGGUACGCGUCAAGGUGCACUAUUGCAGUCUGAAUUCAACCGACGUGAAAAUCAUAACCGGCAAGCAUGCCGAACUGAACGUCCCGCUACCAUUUAUUCCCGGGCAUGAAUUUUCCGGUGAAAUCGUUGACAUCGGGAAAGAGAAUCCGCACCAUUUCAACCGGGGCGACCGGGUGGUGGUAAUGAACGAUCUGCAAGAUCCGAACGGUGGCCUCAUAACGGAAGCGGUGGUAAAAAAUCGCGACGUAUGGACCGUGCCCCAAUCGGUACCGCUCCGUGAAAUGGCUGUCCUACCGUACGGGCACGGUACCGCACUGCUAACGUUCGCUUUGUACUGCAAUCUGAAGGAAAACGAUUUGAUACUAAUAACGGCGGGACCGGGCGGUAUGGGACUGGCCGCGAUUGAUUUAGCGGUGAGUGUGUACAAAGCGAAAGUUAUCGCUGUGUGCGACACCGAAAGCAGCUCUGAUCUGGUGCGCGAAAAGGGAGCCCAUAAGGUGGUGAGCAUGAGCAAGAAUAACUUUACGAAGUUGUACAAAAACGUGCAGGACGCGAUGGGCGACAAGAAGGCAAAGCUAGCGUACGAUGCGGUAGGAAAGGGAUUACUCCAUUUACUGGCUGAUUUUGUCGAUCCCGCCAACGGACAACUCAUCUCGGUGGAUCCAUUUUUUAACGCAUCCAAAUUUCCAACGGAAUUGCCCGAAUUUGAACGACCAAAGCGAAAGGAGAAGGAUGAAAAACCAGCUGAAGCAGAGGGAAAGGCACAACUGAUCCAAAACGUGCGGCACUUCGAUCUGUACGAGUAUCCAGAUGUGGACACCUACCGGCAGAUGAUUUCCGACACGAUCGAGAUGCGAUCGGAGGGUAUGAUUGCGGGACAUAUAAGUAAGAUUUUCCCACUCGCAAAAAUUCAACAAGCGAUUGAAUUCGUGCAGCAAAAGCAGUGCACCGGCAAGGUGUUAAUUGAUGUCCAGUGUACGGAUCCGGAUGACGAUGAUUGUCCCGAUGCUAAAGAAAAGAAGGCUAAGGAUAGCAAAGACGAAGGAGAGAAAAAGAAAUCGAAGGAUUAG